Messenger RNA from Aspergillus aculeatus ATCC 16872, 660 nucleotides. Its product is annotated as putative FHA domain protein SNIP1. The annotation marks the transcript as partial. Gene Ontology annotation, biological process: mRNA splicing, via spliceosome; maintenance of RNA location. The transcript has a single exon. NCBI's taxonomy places the organism in Eukaryota, Fungi, Ascomycota, Eurotiomycetes, Eurotiales, Aspergillaceae. Gene Ontology annotation, molecular function: protein binding; mRNA binding. The record is from RefSeq and is a predicted model, not a curated record. Gene Ontology annotation, cellular component: nucleus.
CGCCGACACCGCGACAGUCCCUCGCGCUCUCGCUCCCGCAGUCCACACACCACCACCGCCGCCCCCUCAGCCCCAAUCCGCUCCUCCAAACCCCUCCCCUCCCAACAAGCCGCCUACACCACCGACCUCACCCCCUCAGACUCCCAACCCCCAGCCGCCGAAGUCGAAAAAGAAAAACCGAACUUCGGCACGACCGGCCGCCUCGCCGCCGAAAGCAACACCGUAACCGUCCACGGCGGCGGCGGCGGUAACGGCCCCACAACCGUCGUGCUCAAAUACCACGAACCGCCGGAGGCCCGCAAACCGCCGGCGAAGGACAGCUGGCGGCUGUAUGUGUUCAAGGGGCAGGACCUGCUGGAGAUGGUGGAGCUGAACGUCCGGAGCUGCUGGCUGGUGGGGCGGGAGCACCUCGUCGUAGAUUUCCCGCUGGAGCAUCCGAGCUGCUCAAAGCAGCACGCGGCGAUCCAGUUCCGGUUCGUCGAGAAAAAGAACGAGUACGGGGAUCGGAUCGGACGCGUCAAGCCCUACGUGAUCGAUCUGGAGAGCGCGAAUGGGACGACGGUGAACGGGGACAGGAUCCCUGCGGGCCGGUUUGUGGAGGUAAUGGAUAAGGAUGUCUUGCGGUUUGGGUUGAGCUCUAGGGAGUAUGUGCUUAUGUUG